GGGCGCAAACAAAGUGGAAAACCGCGGGGCUGCCGGCCGCGGAGCGAGCCUCCUACCCCGAGACAAGAAUUUUUUGAUGCCUUCUGGUUUGAAGAAUCUCCAGCUGCUCUGUUGAUAGGUUAAGAAGACUGUAUACUGUUCCCACUCGAUGCCAAGCCAGGCCCCUGCAGAACCUGGGAUCUCAGUCCUUCAUGGAGACCAAGUCCCAGCAGGAAUGACAGUGGAAGAAAUUUGCACCCAGAUGGUUCCUCCACGUGAAGUUGUCUUGGGCUGUGGGCCGACUCGAGAACACCUGGUAACCAGGCUAGCCCUCUGUCAGUCACCCAGGGCCGGGCAGCAUGGUGUGGAUUCAGAGGAGGAAGCUUUUGGCAUCUUGCCUAUGCGUCACAGCCUCCGUCUUUCUGCUUGUCACACUCCAGGUAGUGGUUGAACUGGGAAACUUUGAAAGGAAGAAGUUCAAAAAUUCCAAUUUGCGAGAUGGACAGGCAAAGAUGGAAGAGGAGCCUGUGCAUCUCUAUCCACUCCCUGGGAAAGAAGCACUGACCUUGGAUAGGAAAACCCAACUGGAAACUGAUAGCUACCCCAUCAUGCUCUGGUGGUCCCCACUGACUGGGGAGACUGGAAGACUUGGCCAGUGCGGGGCAGAUGCGUGUUUCUUCACCAUCAACCGGACCUUCCUACAACAUCCCAUGACCAAAGCAUUCCUCUUCUAUGGCACUGAUUUUAAUAUAGAUAGCUUACCUCUGCCUCGGAAAGCCCAUCAUGACUGGGCCCUUUUUCACGAAGAGUCUCCGAAAAACAAUUAUAAGCUCUUCCACAAGCCAGUCAUCACCUUGUUCAACUACACUGCCACGUUCAGCCGGCAUUCCCACUUGCCCCUGACCACCCAGUACUUGGAGGGUGUAGAAGUCCUGAAGUCACGCCGAUACCUGGUCCCUUUGAGGUCCAAAAACAACCUUCGAAGAAGACUUGCUCCACUGGUGUACGUCCAGUCAGACUGUGACCCGCCGUCAGACAGGGACAGCUAUGUUCGAGAGCUGAUGACUUACAUCGAGGUCGAUUCCUAUGGUGAGUGUUUACGAAACAAAGAUCUCCCUCAGCAGCUGAAAAAUCCAGCCUCUAUGGAUGCCGAUGGCUUUUAUAGGAUCAUCGCACAGUAUAAGUUUAUUCUUGCCUUUGAGAACGCAGUGUGUGACGACUACAUCACUGAGAAGUUCUGGAGACCUCUGAAACUGGGGGUGGUCCCUGUGUAUUAUGGGUCCCCCAGCAUUGCAGACUGGCUCCCGAGUAAUAGAAGUGCUAUUCUCGUAUCAGAAUUUGCUCACCCUAGAGAACUAGCAAGUUACAUCAGACAACUGGAUCAUGAUGACAGACUAUAUGAGGCCUACAUAGAAUGGAAGCUGAAGGGUGAGGUCUUUAAUCCGCGACUUCUUGCAGCACUCAGGGAACGGAAAUGGGGAGUGCAAGAUGUCCACCAGGACAACUACAUCGAUGCAUUUGAGUGUAUGGUGUGCAGCAAGGUGUGGGAUAAUAUCCGGCUUCUGGAAAAGGGUUUACCACCCAAAAGAUGGAAGGCUGACGUGACGCACCUGAGUUGCCCGGAGCCUGCAGUGUUUGCUUUCUCACCUCUGGCUCCACGUUGGAGCUCUUUGCGGGACAUGUGGAUACCAAGCUUUGAGCAAUCCAAGAAAGAAGCCCAGGCACUAAGGUGGCUGGUUGAUAGGAAUAAAAAUUUUUCAGCUCAAGAGUUUUGGGCCCUGGUAUUCAAGGACUAAUUUCUACAAGUGUCAGAAUGAUAUAGACUAGAGCUCUCUUGAGGUUUAUUUUCUAGGUUGCCUUAAUACAUGAAUAUCAUAGCUACUUUGUUGACCCUCCUUUAGGAUAAGAAUACUUGCUGCAGUACUCAUAAUGAGCCCUCUCAGAUAAUGGAUGUGAAUUGCCCUUAGGGGUCACCUCUAUAUUUUUUAAUACUAAAAAAGUAAAUAUUUCUUAUGGUCACCUUCCAUUUACAUGUCUGGACCGAUGUACCUGCCUCCUUUUGUGGAAAUUCGGCUAAUGUGGAGUGAGUGCUUCCCUCCCUGCAAGCGAGGCAGAGGGCGGAGCUGCGGAUUCUUGAUAUUCACCUCACUGUCUGCAGUUUAUUAGUAUUUGGCAGGCCCAGUGUCCUGAUGCUGAGCAUGAACGUGAAAUGCAUUAGAACUUGGCAAUGAGAGAUUCCAUCUGUUGGUUUCCAGGGAUGUAAGUGAGUAAUAAAAGCUGUGUGAAU
Odobenus rosmarus divergens (Pacific walrus) is the source of this 2266-nucleotide messenger RNA. RefSeq names its product fucosyltransferase 10 (alpha (1,3) fucosyltransferase) (gene POFUT3). Gene Ontology annotation, molecular function: alpha-(1->3)-fucosyltransferase activity. Lineage: Eukaryota; Metazoa; Chordata; Mammalia; Carnivora; Odobenidae. The transcript is spliced from 6 exons. The record is from RefSeq and is a predicted model, not a curated record. Bases 339 to 1775 code for a protein of 478 amino acids. Gene Ontology annotation, cellular component: Golgi membrane.